This is a messenger RNA of Cucurbita moschata (crookneck pumpkin), 642 nucleotides long. RefSeq names its product 60S ribosomal protein L35-like. NCBI's taxonomy places the organism in Eukaryota, Viridiplantae, Streptophyta, Magnoliopsida, Cucurbitales, Cucurbitaceae. Gene Ontology annotation, biological process: maturation of LSU-rRNA from tricistronic rRNA transcript (SSU-rRNA, 5.8S rRNA, LSU-rRNA); translation. Gene Ontology annotation, cellular component: ribosome; cytosolic large ribosomal subunit. The transcript is spliced from 4 exons. The record is from RefSeq and is a predicted model, not a curated record. The coding region runs from base 111 to 482 and encodes 123 amino acids. Gene Ontology annotation, molecular function: structural constituent of ribosome; mRNA binding.
GUUCCCAGAAGCCCUAGUCUUCACAGUAGCAGCUCUUUUCACCCGGUUCCAUCGUCUCUUCCUAGGGUUUCGCCGCGGGCGGCGCAGAGUCGAAGAGGACGCUAGAAGAAAUGGCGAGGAUUAAGGUUCACGAGUUGAGGCAGAAAUCGAAGGCUGAUCUGUUGACACAGCUUAAAGAUCUUAAGGCGGAGCUUUCUCUCCUUCGAGUUGCUAAAGUUACUGGCGGAGCACCAAACAAGCUAUCCAAAAUCAAGGUGGUAAGAUUAUCGAUCGCUCAAGUUUUGACAGUAAUUUCACAGAAGCAGAAAGCAGCGUUGAGGGAAGCUUACAAGAAGAAGAAGCUUUUGCCUCUCGAUCUGCGUCCAAAGAAGACCAGAGCCAUUCGUAGAAGGCUCACCAAGCACCAGGCAUCUCUGGUAACUGAGCGACAGAAGAAAAAGGAGAUGUACUAUCCAUUGAGGAAAUAUGCUAUUAAGGUGUAGUAGUAUUGUCUUGUGUUCUUGUGGACAAGUUUUGUCUCGUGUUCCUGAUAAUCUUAUGUCUGAUACUCUUUAAUCUUUCCCCCCAAAACCGAAAUGUUUGAUUUCCAUAGACAGUUCUAUAUUUUUACAGAUAGCGUAAGUUCAAUUUCUGCUAUUCCUU